UCUCGUUUCUCGUUGAUGAUAGUAAAUAGGUCGCGGUGACCAUCACUUCGACGUAGGACUCACUCGACGGUCACGAGUGUUCACUUUACCCAUUAUCAACAUCGGUUACUGUCAACGAAUCCUUUAGGAAAUGCGCCCUUGCUUCGAACACCGCAACGUCGUCGAACACCCAGAAUCGAAACCGCACUAAACUUGAUUGGUUUUUUCCUUUCGAUUCCAUUAAAGAUUUUCCACAGUUUCUAAUAUUGUAAUCCCGCAGUGACUUGAAGUAAAUGUUUUAAUUAGAGUGUCGUCACGUCCCUCCAGACCCUUCAAGUUUGGAAUUAAGGUGACUUCUUCUAGAGUGUAUGUGGAGUACGUGAUCCGCACAAAUGGAAAUUCAACUUGAUUUAUAAUCAGAAUCUGACACAAAACUACGUAUGGUGGAAAUAAAUUAAAAAAGAGGGGAUGCCCGGACGUAGUCCAGCUACAAUCUGAAGCCUGUCAAGUCAUCUAACCAGGCAUGGAAAUGUGUCAUCGUAAAGUGUGUUUAUCUGUGCUCUUGUGCGCGAUGUGCUUUGCGGUGCUUGGGACAAACGCGGCUCGUUGGUCACACUUCGCCAUGCUGAGUCCUGAUUACAGAUUACUAUGGUCCUUAGGUCCUGGACCGCAGGACAUUACAUUUGAGUUACAAGUGAGGACGCUUGGGUAUGUCGGUUUUGGAUUUUCCAAGGAUGGAAGGAUGCCAGGAUCAGAUAUGAUCGUGGGAUGGGUGGAUAAAGGCCAAGUUUAUUUUCAAGACCGUCACGUAACCAACGCGGACCGUGAACCGGAAGUGGACUCCAGCCAGGACUACCAACUGCUUCUCGGCUACGAGAACAGCACCCACACCGUUCUGCGAUUCAGGAGGCAGUUAGACACAUGCGAUCACCACGAUAUACCGAUAACGAACGACACGAUGCGAAUACUGUGGGCUUUCCACCAGCAAGAACCUAUUGGAGGCGCUGUCGCUCCUGGUUCUUUACCCGACCGGGGUCUCGAAUCCCGUGGGAUUCAAUCUCUGUACCUAGUCCAGCGAGCCGAUCAAGACGCCCCAAGUCCCGAAGAAAAGGUGCAUGUCUGGGAGAUUACUAACAAGGAUGUUCCGACUCCCGCUCCGGGUGACACUUUGUACUGGUGUAGGGUGGUGAGAUUGCCUCCUUUGGCGGACAGACAUCAUUUAAUUAGAUAUGAACCCUUACAAGAAACGGGAGGAUUCGGUGGACUUCAACAUGUUGUUCUUUAUGAAUGUCAAGAUACCUCAUCUGUUCAUGUUUUGGCGGAUAGCUCAGGUCGUCAAUGUUUCGAUGCCAGCGUACAACCAUUAGCUUGUAGUACAGUUGUAGCCAGUUGGGCGAAGGGUUCAGAGGGGUUUAGCUUUCCACCAGAAACGGGAUAUCCCCUAGAAUCGAGAUUCUAUCUUUUAGAAACACAUUACGUUAGUCCAACAGAUGGCACAUUGGGAAAUUUAGAUGGAUCGGGUCUUCGAUUAUAUUAUACACCCACACUUAGACGCCACGAAGCUGGAGUUAUAUCAAUAGGAAUGGACCCAAACUGGCGACACAUCAUCCCACCUGGACAACACCGCGUCGUUUCUUCCGGACACUGUGUUCCGGAGUGCACAAAACAGGCAUUUCCCGGUGGCGGGAUCAAUAUGUUUGCAGUGGUGAUGAAGACCCACAGAAUAGGACGGCAGGUCUCGUUGAAACACGUUCGGGGUGGUACUGAACAGGCACCGAUCGCAUCGGACGAUAACUUGGACUCUGACUAUCAGGAAUAUAGGCGGUUAGGAGCCCCAGUCAGGAUUCUCCCUGGGGAUCACUUGAUAGCAGAAUGUACGUACAACAGUUCCGGGAGGCCGGCCAUUACCCUCGGAGGUUACACGAACCGACAGGAAACCUGUCUCGUCAUGGGUUUGUACUAUCCCAGACAGCGAAACUUGACGUCUUGCCAUAGUUUACCCAGUUUACCGACAGUUCUACAUUCGCUGGGUAUCCAGGAAUUAAUACCUGGUUCUAACCCUGUCCGAAUAGCUGCACCACCGGAAUUGGCGGGUAUGACUUUGGAGUCGAGACUCGUAUCAUACGACUGGGACAAUCACUUCCACAAUUUCCAAGAAGCUACCAUGAAGGGGUCCUUUAAGCCCAUCUGCCGGACGGCGCAAUCGAAAUUGUUACCGGGUACGGACUCCCUCGAAUCCCAUUAUCCGAACAUCACGCGCCCUUACGUUCGGAGCAACGCCGAUCAAUGCAGUUACCGAAGGUAUAGUACUGAAGGUUGGCCCGGAGGAACACCUAUAUUGGAGCUAGAUGGUAACCAUAUAGAAGGUGCGGCUAGAAGUAAAGUGUCGAGAAGUUCAAGUCCUUCGGAGGAAUCUUUAGGAUUAAGCAGACAAAAUGCAUCUGGUGCGGAUAACGUUCGCGUAACGAACUAUAUUUAUGUGUUUCUUGUGUUACUCAUUUUUGCCAUCAUUCGUUGAACUGUGAUAACUUUGUGAACUUAAAACAUUAAAAAAAAAACUUCUUGUGAAUGUGUACAUUUUAGUCGGAGACUCGUUUUCAUCUUUUAUUGAUAUAAUUUACUGGUGGCCUGCUGUGAAGAUAAUCAAUCAAGAAAGAAGAUAAAAGAAAGAAUUAUCAAAAAAAAAAUAUAUUGUCAGAUUGAAUUAAAGUCGAAUCCGUUUUUAUAUGGUUAUUACUAUAGCGUGUAUCAAGGACACACUUUUAAAAUAAUAACAAUUAAUAAAAUACGGAAUUAGUGCUUUCCUCAGAAAUGAAGACAACUAAAGACCCACAUUUAGUGAUUUUCAUUUGUUGUUUUCUGGUGUUAGUGGCUCAAAGAGGAAAUCACCCGUGCAAACCACCCUAACAUAACACAUUACGUAAUUGUUGGGGUCGUUUUGGUAUUCCUCGUUUGCGCCGCCGUCUGAAGCUGUGAUGCAAGUAGAUUAAGCACAUAGGUACGUGUUCUGUUCCUCUUCUGUAUCUACGUAUUUAUAGCGUUUCCGUUCGCUGUUGUUAGAGGUAUCCCAUUGUAUAAUGCCCCUUUGUCAUUAAAAACCAUUGUAAGUAUCAUGACGACGUGUAUAUGAAGAAAUGUGUAUAAGUGUGAAUAAAAUUAUUUUUUUCUCUAAUUUAUAGUCUCGACUGGUGCUAUACUCUGUAAUUUCAUUUUCUCGUAUCUUUUCCUUUAUCGUCGUUUAUAAAACUGAGCUGAUUAUUUAUUAUUAUGUAUUAUUGACUGUUUGUUAGACGAGGAUUCCUGUACAGUGUAGAUACUUGUGUAAUAUAUUUUAUAAAAUAAAUAUCCGUAAUAAAUAUCUAGUAAUAAA
This is a messenger RNA of Onthophagus taurus, 3349 nucleotides long. It is a transcript of the gene olf413, whose product is annotated as DBH like monooxygenase olf413. Gene Ontology annotation, cellular component: secretory granule membrane. The record is from RefSeq and is a predicted model, not a curated record. Lineage: Eukaryota; Metazoa; Arthropoda; Insecta; Coleoptera; Scarabaeidae. Gene Ontology annotation, molecular function: dopamine beta-monooxygenase activity; copper ion binding. Gene Ontology annotation, biological process: norepinephrine biosynthetic process; dopamine catabolic process; octopamine biosynthetic process.